CAGUCACCUACAUGUCCUGAGAAGUAAAAGUUUUGUUUUUGAUUUCAUUUUAACUUAAUAAAUUAACAGAAAGACAUGAUUUUACAGUUACAUAUUGUGAUUAUAUAUCUGUGUCCACUGGGGGAUUGUUUUGGAUCACUUCCUUAAACUCAUUUGCCUGGUCUGGAACUGACAAACACAGAAAGCAGAGCUCAGAGAUUGUGGUUUCUGCCAAGAUCUCCUUGUGAGUAUUAUCAUGAGAAUCCAAGACAAACUCCUGGGGAGGUCUCUACCAGUGAGGGGUCAACAGCAGUAGACACGAGGCCCAUAAUGGUUUGGGGUUAAAGGUUAACUAAAACCUCAUUAUGAGCACCCCCCACCUGGCUCAACUUCCUGAAUUUGUUCGUCAUUCACCCCAUGCAACGUCUGUGAUCAACGUAUGAACUCCGAGUUGUGAAACAACUGGAACUUUGGAGCAGCGCCCCUUUCACUGUUCCUCAUCCUGUGCCUUCCUUUUUUUUCUUUCCCCUGACUGUCCCCCUCCUUCCCCUGCCAACUCCCCCCAUCUCUGAGCUCCUCCUUUGCUGAAAAGACACAUUUCCUGAUGUCAUUACUAAAUCAAAAUGCUGCUCGGCAAACAGAUGUUGUGAGAGGCCCAACAUGUGGAUUUAGUGACAUAAAUUAACAAGUUGGUCGUGAGAAAACAUGGACCAUACAUUUCAUUUUUCACUCAAUCAAUGAAACCAUCUCUCUCUCUCUCAGUACUCUUUAAGUGUAGUGAUAGUGAGAAAGUAUCUUACAAAUGUAACACAAGCUCCUUGUGACAUGAAAAACAAAGGUUUCCCACACUUGUGGUGGAAAUAUCAGUGUGUUUUCUUUGUCUGUGUAAAGACAGUUUAGCGUUUUAAACAGCUGGUCAGCUCUGACUAAUAACUUAUUCCAGGUUUGGUCAAAAUAACCUAAAUAUGAAACCAUGGCUGUCUGCACAGCACACCCUGCAGAGUCAUGAUUACAUCCACCCCAAAACGCUAAGCCCUAAAUGUUUACUUAUGUUUCCUAUUUGGCAGAGGCAGCCCAAAAGGCAAAUAAAUCACAUGCUGUGAGCUGGCCAGGCCUUCGACUGUGAGAAACUGAGACUAAAAAGCAGAACAAGAGUUAAAGAGUAAAGGGUUUUCAGAUGUGAGUCCAGCCCAGCUUGGGUGUGCUCCCUUUUAUUUGGGAGAAUGGAGAGGACAAUCUUUGUUGCCUCCACCCCUUUAAAAAAGGAAGAAAAUCUAAAAGAAACGUGUGUUGGAGAGGGGAAGAGCUGCUGCCAAGGCACUGGGCCGUCAGACAGAUCUUCGAAGAACAUCUGCUAACCGCGGGUAACACUGUUUGGACAUCUGGUAACCGAAGGUUACACUGCGUCUCUUCCAUCCUGUCGGGUUUCCUGUUAUGCCUCGCUGUACACAGUCUGAGAAGUUUAGGUUUAUUAUACAUGGUCAUCAGUUGGGGAAAACGCACCUUUAUUCAUUUUUUCUGACAUGAAGGGAGCGCUUGGCUUCAUUGGGGUAUUCCUCUACUUUCUCUCCGAUGCCACUCAGGGAGGGCAUACCUUGCCAUUUGCCUGUGGGAAUAAUUCUCAGAAAUGUAUGGGCUAUUGCAAUAUCUGUCACGAUCUUUUCGGUGGACCAACCAAGGAAUGCCUUUCUGGGCUGUUGACAUUUCAAUGUCUGUCAGUUUAUGAGAGUGCAAUGAAAUCACUAAACAGCACUGACUGGUGCAUUUGGGGUAGCGUGAGUGGUUUGUAUAGUAACCUAAGCCUUUGCACAGAGGAUAUAUCUGACUGUCUCCUGAUCCCAUGGCCCAACUCUCUGGUGGAAGAGACCUUUGUGAGAAUCCAUUCUGAAUUUUUCAAGGAUUGUCCCACAGAGGAGCUAAGUGACCCUCCACCAGUCAUUGUCUUUGCCCUGGUGAUAACACCCAUCUGCUUGAUCCCUGUCAUGGUUAGCUUGGUGGUGCUCAAGACCAAGAACGGGGAUGGCAGCUCCUGAAAAACCUGGAAUCUCUUCUCACAGUCCUCAAAAUAUUGUAUUUUUGACCUAUGCUCUCCCUCAUAUUCCAAGCCGAGGACUAUAGCUUGUUUACAUCUACACCACUGCUGUGCUUUCAUCUCAUCAUUGACUUGGCAGAGGACUGAAUCUUUCUUUACCUGUGCUUCACAACUCUGAGGAGAUAUCAGCCACAGAGGAAACCUAUCGACGAAAUGACACUGAUUUGGAGUGAAUGUCAUAAUCUGUGGCAUCACAAUUACAACAACUCCUGUGAUGUUAACAGAGACCUACUGUGAUUAUUAUAAAUUCCUGUAACAUACUGUGACAAAUGUUAUAUUUUCAACCACCUGACUCGAGAUCUGAACAUUUAUAGACUGGUCACAUCCAAUUUGCACACACCAUUCAGAAAGCAGAGCUUGAUUUUUACUGUAGAACCCAGUAUUCAGGGUUAUGAUAACAAAAGCUCUGGAGCUUGCAAAAAUAAAGGCAAAAUAUAUUUGUGUUGACGCUCCGCAUUAUGUUGGACAGUGUUGAUAAAAGACAAAGUAAUUUUUAUUGCUGAAUUUUUUUGCUGCCGUUCACACUUUGCUCUGCUUUGAGCCAUGAAUUAGACAAUGUAUAGCAUGUUUGCAGAGGACAUGUGCAAACUAAACUGUUUUAAAUCUGAAUAGGAUACAGGUAUGUGUCCAUGUAGGAUCUAUGAAACGAUUCUCUAUAUGUGUAAUGAGAGGACAGGAAAAUGAGUGUAGUUGGAUGCAUGGAUCUGGUUAUGUGAAUCAUAGCAUUUGUAAGGUUUGGGGUCAGAAUUUACAGAUGGGACACAAUGAGUGGGUACACCCAGUAUGAGAGAUCUCUUUCCUGGUAUUGUCUAUUUUUAAACAGCAAAUCCUCCAGCACUUUCCUCUGUCUGAACGACAAUCCUCAUGGUCAUAUGAUGAGCUAACUAAAGCAAAGUUUAUCUAAAAUCUCCACCCAAUUCAGACAAAGAGGAAAGUGGAAAUGUGUGCGCAGUAUAGUGAUGAACACUGAGCGACGACAAGAAGAUAAAAGUGGUAUCUUUCGCCUGAAUUAUGAUAAUGAUGAUAUGUAUUGUUCAGUCUUGGUUGACGAUAAAGCCAUUGUAAGUGCUUUCUGAGUUCAAAAAGUGUAUUUAUAUACUGUGUAAUAUUUCUGCCAUAGUCAGGACUUCAUGGACUUACUGCACAGUCUGAGAGAACACAUUCUGCCUGCUCUCACACCAUGUACUGUAUGUAUUUUGAUAUACCUUUUUAAUAUUUUAUACAAAUAAAUCUACAGUUAGA
This is a messenger RNA of Larimichthys crocea (large yellow croaker), 3313 nucleotides long. It is a transcript of the gene ramp2, whose product is annotated as receptor (G protein-coupled) activity modifying protein 2. Gene Ontology annotation, cellular component: membrane; signaling receptor complex; cell surface. The transcript has 4 exons. The record is from RefSeq and is a predicted model, not a curated record. Gene Ontology annotation, molecular function: coreceptor activity. The coding region runs from base 1503 to 2012 and encodes 169 amino acids. NCBI's taxonomy places the organism in Eukaryota, Metazoa, Chordata, Actinopteri, Sciaenidae. Gene Ontology annotation, biological process: cellular response to hormone stimulus; protein localization to plasma membrane; calcium ion transport.